Molecule: messenger RNA, 1149 nt
Organism: Cynara cardunculus var. scolymus (artichoke)
Lineage: Eukaryota; Viridiplantae; Streptophyta; Magnoliopsida; Asterales; Asteraceae
Product: cinnamoyl-CoA reductase 2-like
Exons: 4
Coding region: 52-1026 (324 amino acids)
Molecular function (GO): oxidoreductase activity, acting on the CH-OH group of donors, NAD or NADP as acceptor
Source: RefSeq, a predicted model, not a curated record
AUUCCAAUCUUCAAUAAUAUUGUUGUUUGUGUAAGAGAAAGGCAGAGGUAGAUGGAGAUCGUAUGUGUAACGGGUGCAGGAGGUUAUGUUGCUUCAUGGGUAGUGAAGGAAGUGUUGGCUAAAGGUUACUUUGUUCAUGGAACUGUAAGAGAUCUCGAUGAUGAGAAGAAGAAUGGUCAUUUGAAAAAACUGAAGCAUGCAGAGGAGAAACUGCAUCUCUUUAAGGCAGACAUGCUAGACUAUGCGAGUCUUUGCACCGCCAUGGAUAGAUGCACAGGGGUUGUGCAUGUUGCCUCACCUGUUCCUGCCGGCAAAGUUGCCGAUCCUCAGGCAGAGAUGUUUGAACCUGUCAUAACAGGAACACGAAAUGUAAUGAAUGCAUGUUUGAACACGAAAGUGAAUAAGGUGGUGAUUGUUUCAUCUCUACUUGCUAUUGUAGCAAACCCGAGUUGGCCUAAGAAUCAAGUAAUGGAUGAAAAUUGUUGGACUGAUGUUGAAUUUUGCAUGAAGAAUGAGAAGUGGUAUUGUGCUGCCAAAACUAUAUCAGAACGUGAAGCUCUAGAAUUCGGAAAGAAGAACAACAUCAAGGUUGUGACCGUUUGUCCAUCACUAGUGUUUGGGCCAAUGCUUCAAUCGACAAUAUGUACCACUAAUCUUGUUCUUCUAAACCUCUUCAAAGGUGAGAACUCUUUCAAUCUCCUUGAGCUUAAUGCUCAAGAUGAUAUUGAUAUUCCUAUUGUGGACGUUCGUGAUUGUGCCAAUGCAUUACUCCUUGCCUACGAGAAGGCUGAAGCAGAUGGAAGAUAUCUAUGCUCUUCACAUACGUUGAAGAAGAAGGCGUUGACAGAACUUUUGAAUAGCUUGUUCCCUCAUUACAUCUAUCCCACUAAUUGUUAUCGAGCUUCAGAUGAAAAGUUGAAUUACACAUGUGAAAAGCUGGUGAACCUUGGAUGGAACCAUAUGUCGUUGGAGAAGACUUUGGUUGAUUCUGUUAGAACUUUCCAAAAAGCUGGUUUAUUAAGCUAAUUCUAGUUCUUUUUCGUUAAAAUAAAUGCAAAAGCUUGAAGCAUGUUAAAUUCAAUUUGCAAACACAUGAUCUUGAUUGUGUUUUAUGAUGUGGACUUACGUGUAGACCAAAUCCUAGAUUGG